UUCAGGAAGAUGUCUGACGGAUUUUCGCUGACCGAUGCCCUGUCUGGGUCCAACAACCCGAACCCGAAUGCACCAUCUGCCCCUUGGGGAAAUCAGCCUGGGGGUCAGCCUGGGGGUCAGCCUGGGGGUCAGCCUGGGGCUCCCCCAGGCUACCCUGGGACAUUCCCCAGCGCAUACCCCGGUGCGCCUGGCGCAUACCCUGGUGCGCCUGGAGCAUACCCCGGUGCACCUGGCGCAUACCCUGGAGCGCCCGGCGCAUACCCUGGAGCACCUGGAGCAUAUCCCGGAGCACCCGGUGCAUAUUCCGGAGCACCCGGCUCAUACCCUGGAGCACCCGGCGCAUAUCCCGGAGCACCCGGCGCAUACCCCGGAGCACCUGGCGCACAGUCUGGAUGGCCAAAAGUCCCCUACGACUUGCCUCUGCAGGCAGGGCUAGUGCCUCGCUUAUUAAUAACUAUUGCGGGGACGGUGAAUUCAAGGCCAAACAGAUUUCAGGUGGACUUGAAGAAAGGGAACGACAUCGCCUUACACUUUAACCCCCGCUUCAACGAGGACAACAGGAAAGUCAUUGUGUGCAACACCAUGCUCCAGAACAACUGGGGGAAGGAAGAGCGCACGGCGCCCCGGUUCCCUUUCGAGGCUGGGAAACCUUUCAAGAUCCAGAUCUUGUGCGAAGCCGACCAACUGAAGAUCGCUGUCAACGACGCUCACUUGUUGCAGUACAAGCACCGCAUAAGAGAGCUGAACCAGAUCACCAAGCUGUGCAUUGCGGGCGACAUCAGCCUGACCAGCGUCACCCCGACCAUGAUUUAA
Messenger RNA from Euleptes europaea (tarantolino), 813 nucleotides. It is a transcript of the gene LGALS3, whose product is annotated as galectin 3. Gene Ontology annotation, biological process: macrophage chemotaxis; eosinophil chemotaxis; neutrophil chemotaxis. The record is from RefSeq and is a predicted model, not a curated record. The coding region runs from base 10 to 813 and encodes 267 amino acids. Gene Ontology annotation, cellular component: nucleus; immunological synapse. The transcript is spliced from 5 exons. NCBI's taxonomy places the organism in Eukaryota, Metazoa, Chordata, Lepidosauria, Squamata, Sphaerodactylidae. Gene Ontology annotation, molecular function: laminin binding; IgE binding; carbohydrate binding.